AUGGGCCCGAGUUUGUUAGCAGGAGUGACAUUGCCCAUUGAAUUGUUGUGGCAGAGGCUCCGAUGCUUGCAGGCGCAGCAGGGCGUCGAUCAAACAGCUCUUCUGUCUAUCACCACCAUCAAUUUCUCCCUUAACCUCACCAAUCAACCCUUCCAAAAACGCUUCCCUCUUACCUUGCAACGCGAUCAGAUCCCUCUCGAUCCCCUUGUACCCGACCCGCCUCAAAAUCGGGAAAUAAUCGCAAAUCCCCUCCGACAAGCUCGGCGAGAACAUCCCACGAAUCCGCUUCAGUUUCUCCUUCCCCGAUUCACUCCCAAUUUCACCUUCCUCAACCAUCGAUUUCCCGGCGACAGCCCUCGCGACGUGAUUGAAGCUGUAGAUCAAGGCCAGCACGCGGAGGAUUUUGUGCGCUUCCUGUUGGCGGAUUUGGGCGGAAAUCUGGAGGCUGCGCGCGGAGAAGAGCUCGAUGACGCUCACUUUGCGGAUGGUCCUCCAGUAAUGGCCGUACGGCGCCCAAACGUAGGCGGUGUAGUUGUACGUCACCAGAUCUCCGGCCAUGGUCCGGGGGCGGUUGGAGAGGACGACAUCCACUCCUCGACGGCGGAUGGAGAGGAGAUGACGACGAACGAUCUGCAGCCUAGUCGGAGGGAGAAAAUCGGGCCGUGCAGGGAUGAGAGAGAAGCUAGAGAGAGGUGGAGGGAGUCCUUGAUGAGGUGGAGAUGGCCGAUUAUGGGGAGAGAGCGCGGGCUUGGAGGCGGGUUCGGGCUUUGUUGUGAAGAGUGUUUUUUGAGGAGGAUGAAGAGAGAGAGUAAAGGCAGAGCUAGCAGAAGAAGAUAA
Molecule: messenger RNA, 837 nt
Organism: Striga asiatica
Lineage: Eukaryota; Viridiplantae; Streptophyta; Magnoliopsida; Lamiales; Orobanchaceae
Source: the annotation of a GenBank genome assembly